CCAGGUUCCCUAAAGGACUGUAAAAUGGAGCCAAUAACAUUCAAAGUUAAAAAGUGUCAAACACCUAGUGAUUUCUCAGCAAGUUUCAGUCUCCAGCUUGUUGGUUCUCUGCCAGUGCAUUCCCUAACCACCAUGUCAAUGCUGCCGUGGAUUGUGGCAGAGAUCCGGAUGCUCAGUACAAAGUCUUCCAAAGAAGAACCUAGCGUCAGCCAGAUCCGACUUUAUGUUUCACCAGCAAGUUUGCGAUGUGAACCAGACACAGGGAAAAUCCAGCAGUGGGAUCCUUUGAUUUGUUCAAGUUUGUUUGAAUACAAGCCACAGCAUGUCCACAAACUGAUUCACAACAGCCACGAUCCAAGCUAUUUUGCUUGUCUGAUAAAGGAUGGAGCAGCAAAUCAGCGAAGUAUCUGCUAUGUAUUUAAAGCUGAUGAUCAGACAAAAGUGCCUGAGAUUAUAAGCUCUAUUCGACAAGCUGGAAAAAUCGCUCGUCAAGAAGAGUUUCAGAAUAAUCUCUCAGAUGUUGAAGACCCUUUUGCCAAAAAGUUUGAGGUGUUGUUCUGUGGACGGGUGACAGUAGCACAUAAAAAUGCACCUCCAGCACUCAUAGAUGAAUGCAUUGAGAAAUUUAAUCGUGCAAGUUGUACAAAAAAAUCAGAUUUCAACUCCUCAUCCCAACAACAUGAAACUGCCAAUAACUUCGGAGGCUUCUCUUUCAGCAACAAAUUGCGGUCUGUGUUCCAGCCCUUGGUCAGUGAAGAGGAGGAGAAAAGGCCGAUUAGGAAAUCCUUUUCUCAGCCUGGGCUUCGUUCCUUUGCUUUUAAGAAGGAUUUGCAAGAGGGAAGCCAUAGAAGUAACAGCUUUGUCAGGUCUUUUGAAGAAGAUGCAAUUUCACUGAACCUAAAAAGUCAACUUAUCUAUGGACACAGUGUUGUGCAGCCAACAGACAUUGCAGAAAACCGGACAAUGUUGUUUACGAUUGGCCAGUCUGAAGUUUACCUUAUCAGUCCUGACACAAAAAAAGUAGCAAUUGAAAAAAGCUUUAAAGAAAUAUCCUUUUGUUCUCAGGGAAUUAGACAUGUGGAUCACUUUGGGUUCAUCUGCAGAGAGUCUUCAGAAAAUGGAGGCUUCCACUUUGUUUGCUACGUGUUUCAGUGUACAGAUGAAGCACUGGUUGAUGAAAUCAUGAUGACAUUGAAACAGGCUUUCACCGUAGCUGCUGUGCAACAAACUUCCAAGGCACAGUCCCAGCUCUGUGAAGGAUGUCCUAUGCAAAGCUUGCAUAAACUAUGUGAAAAGAUAGAAGGGUUACACCCUUCUAAGACUAAACUAGAACUACAAAAGCAUCUAACAACACUAAAUAACCAGGAGCAGGCCUCUGUUUUUGAAGAGGUUAAGAAAUUAAGACCAAGAAAUGAUCAAAAAGAGAAUGAGUUGGUUAUCUCUGUUCUGAGAAACAUGUAUGAAGAAAAACAGAAGGACCAUGUUCAUGUUGGGGAAGCAAAACAGACUUCACAAUCCCCAGCUGAGAAUGCUGUAAACGAGGUGCCCAGCAGUGCUCCGAGAUUCAGAUUAGAUAUGUUAAAGAACAAAGCAAAAAGAUCUCUGACAGAAUCAUUUGAAAGUAUUUUAUCACGUGGCAGUAAAGCCAGAGGUCCACUGGACAGUUCUGGUGCUGUGGAUUUGGACAGCUCCAUGUCCAGUACCUUAAGCAGCCCAAGUAAAGAACUGCCAUUGUGUGAAAAGGAGAAAGACAGACUUCCUACUCUUCCUACAGAAAACACUGUCAAGACCAGUGGAUCAGUGUGUGAUCUCUCCAGCAGUGCAGAUAAUUCUCCUGUUGAGCAGUCUGUUACAUUACCUCAGCAAAGCUUUCGGAGGCGAGCAAACACACUGAGUCAUUUGCCAACAGAAAGCCAGGAAUCACUGGUACCUGUUGAAACAUCGCCAUCCAUUCCUCAGAGGAAACUUAUGAGGUACCACUCAGUGAGCACAGAGACUCCUCACAAAAGAAAUUCUUCUGGUCAACUUACGCGUUCUCCUACUCUAGCUCGUCUUAAUCCCUCGGCCUCUUCGCCCAACUUUUUUAAAUAUCUAAGGCAUAAUUCAAGUGGAGAACAAAGUGGGCAUUUUGCACAAAAGAGCAUCUCCUACCGUACUGCCUUAAGGAGAAGGCUUCAUUCUUCCUCUUCUGUGCCAAAUUUCUUAAAAUUUCUGGCUCCUGUAGAUGAAAAUAACACCUCUGACUUUAGGAGCACAACAAGCGACUACGAAUCCAAACACAGCCAGCAGGCCAUUGGUGCGGAUAGCCCUGUAAGGACUCGACGGCAUUCAUGGAGGCAACAGAUAUUCCUGCGAGUGGCAACCCCUCAGAAAGCAUGUGAUUCUCCCAGCCGAUACGAUGAUUACCCCGAAUUGGGAGAACUUCCACCCAGAUCCCCACUGGAACCAGUGUGUGAAGAUGGCCCUUUUGGGCCACUGAAAGAAGAAAGGAAACGAACACCCCGUGAGCUUCGCGAGUUGUGGAAAAAAGCCAUUAUUCAGCAGAUACUGCUCCUCAGAAUGGAGAAGGAAAACCAGAAGUUACAAGCUUCAGAAAACAAUUUGCAGAACAGACGUCUGAAACUUGACUAUGAAGAAAUCACACCAUGCUUGAAAGAUGUAACUUUGAUUUGGGAAAAAAUGUUGAGUACACCUGGAAGGUCAAAGAUUAAAUUUGAUGUGGAAAAAAUACAUUCUGCUGUUGGGCAAGGAGUACCACGUCACCACCGUGGGGAGAUCUGGAAGUUUCUAGCAGAGCAAUACCACCUUAAACACCAGUUUCCGAGUAAACAACCACCAAAGGACACACCUUAUAAAGAACUCCUAAAACAACUAACUUCUCAACAACAUGCAAUACUUAUUGACCUAGGGCGCACAUUUCCAACACAUCCGUACUUCUCAGCACAGCUGGGAGCUGGGCAGCUGUCACUCUACAAUAUUUUGAAGGCCUAUUCGCUUCUGGACCAGGAAGUAGGAUAUUGCCAGGGCCUUAGUUUUGUAGCAGGAGUUUUACUACUUCAUAUGAGUGAAGAAGAUGCUUUUAAAAUGCUGAAGUUUCUCAUGUUUGACAUGGGCCUGAGAAAACAAUAUCGUCCUGACAUGACAAUUUUACAGAUCCAGAUGUAUCAACUGUCUCGACUUCUUCACGACUACCAUCGAGAUCUGUAUAACCACCUAGAGGAACAUGAGAUUGGCCCCAGCCUCUAUGCUGCUCCCUGGUUUCUCACCAUGUUUGCAUCCCAGUUUCCACUUGGAUUUGUAGCCAGAGUGUUUGAUAUGCUCUUUCUUCAAGGAUCAGAGGCUAUAUUUAAAGUGGCUUUAAGCCUUUUGGGAAGCCACAAGCCCUUGAUUCUGCAGCAUGAGAACCUAGAAACUAUUGUUGAUUUUAUUAAAAGUACUCUUCCCAACUUGGGUUUGGUACAGAUGGAAAAGACCAUUAGUCAGGUGUUUGAAAUGGAUAUUGCCAAGCAGUUGCAAGCUUAUGAAGUUGAAUACCAUGUGCUUCAGGAUGAGCUUAUAGAUUCAUCUUUAAAUGACAAUCAGAGACUGGAUAAAUUAGAAAAGGCAAACAGCAGCUUGCGCAAACAAAACUUUGAUCUCCUGGAAGAACUGCAGGUGGCUAACGGAAAGAUCCAAAACCUUGAAGCAACAGUAGAGCUUUUAUUGACCAAUGAAGGCAAACUGAAGCAGUCCAUUCUCACUCUUGAGCAGGAGCGAGCUUCUUUGCUGAAAGCAGUAGAAGAGAUGCAGAAAAAGAUUGGUGGUACAGAUGGGAAGCCUCUACUUACUAGACAGGAACACAUGGAUGCUUUCUGAUGUUCACGGUUGUAAUGGAGCAGACAAGCUGAGCAAGAAACAAAGGGAAGAACUGGGUCUUUUUGUCAUGAUCCAUGGGGAUUUGACAUUGUCACCUUCAUUGUACAUGCCUUACUGUAGCAAAGCAAGAUACGAGCAUGGUGGCUUCCCGUAUCAGAGAAGCUGGUUUCUUGGGGAGAAGGCUCGCUCUUCUUAGUAUGUAGAAAUACUUUGAACAGUAAGAUGCCACAUAAUAAUAAGCAGGAGAAACUUAAUAGUGUGUGCAGUCAUACACAAUACACUGUAAAGAUGUCACGGAUUCUUCCAUAAGUGCUUCUAAACCUAAGUGCUUUGUGUUCAUCACGUAUUUUGUUUGUGUGUAGAUCACCACCAUGUUAAAUAGCACAUCCUUUAGAAGGUCCUUUGAAGAAAUACGGCAGUGUAAAACCUUUGAAUGGAUGACUGCCCCAUUGCAGCUAUGCAGUGGUAACAUUUACAGAGAGUUUUGUGAUUGGACUGGAGAUAUUCUUGACAGUGUAAUUCCCCUACAGCUUGACUGGGUUCUGUUAAUUAUGUUGUUUACACUUCAGAAAACUGCUUCCUGAUGCUUGAAGGUGUCAAUCCAUUGGACUCCAGAGAGAUGGACUUCAUCAUCUGUAACUAUGCAUAAUUGGGGGGUUGCCAUCUGUUUUUAUAAGUACAUUGUUUUAGUACAUUUUUUGUUUAACAACCAUUAAUGUAGUGUAUUGUUAGUUGGCAUUAUCUGAUAAACAUACUGUAUAUAGUAACUGUAUUAUGCUUAACA
Molecule: messenger RNA, 4639 nt
Organism: Haliaeetus leucocephalus (bald eagle)
Lineage: Eukaryota; Metazoa; Chordata; Aves; Accipitriformes; Accipitridae
Gene: TBC1D1
Product: TBC1 (tre-2/USP6, BUB2, cdc16) domain family, member 1
Exons: 21
Coding region: 25-3855 (1276 amino acids)
Source: RefSeq, a predicted model, not a curated record